Messenger RNA from Ceratitis capitata (Mediterranean fruit fly), 1427 nucleotides. RefSeq names its product cell cycle checkpoint control protein RAD9A (gene Rad9). Gene Ontology annotation, cellular component: checkpoint clamp complex. The transcript is spliced from 6 exons. The record is from RefSeq and is a predicted model, not a curated record. Gene Ontology annotation, biological process: DNA replication checkpoint signaling; mitotic intra-S DNA damage checkpoint signaling; DNA repair. Bases 1 to 1332 code for a protein of 443 amino acids. NCBI's taxonomy places the organism in Eukaryota, Metazoa, Arthropoda, Insecta, Diptera, Tephritidae.
AUGAAAUGCACUUUAGAUGGAGGAAAUACAAAAGUCUUCGCGAAGGCGGUACAAUCUCUUUCCAAAUUCGGUGGAGACUUAUUUGUUGAAGCUGAUGUUGACGGGAUGCAGUUGCGUACAUUGAAUCCUACAAAAUCUGCUGUUGGAACAUACCGAUUCAAUAAGUCAUUCUUCGAUUAUUACGAAACCAAUCAAAAUGAGGAAACUUAUUGUAAAAUAGACAUGCGGGCAUGCCUUACUGUAUUUCGGAACACGAAGCAGGUAGAGCGUUGUGAUAUGACAUUUAUACAAGAUCAAGAAAAGUUUCAAAUACAACUCAAAUGUCAGCAUGAAACUUUGAAGAAUACAUGCAUAUCAGUCGAUGACGAAGAGAAUAUAACUGCUGAAAUGACACCAGAAAACAACUGCAAUACAAUUUGUGGAUCACAUAAGAUAUUUACUGAAAUAUCUAAUAAUUUUAAUCCUGCGGAGGAAGAAAUCACUCUUGAAGCGCAAGAUAAAAAGAUAAAUGUAAAAAACUAUGUCGAGGGUUCUAGAGUAAACGAAAAAUUUAUGCGCUCUCAACUGCAACUAAAUGCUGAUGAGUUCGAUAAGUACAACAUAGAAAAACAAACAUCCAUUACAUUUUGCUUAAAGGAGUUUAGAGCGUUACUCAUGUUUGCUGAGGCACUGAACGAAAGUGUAUGCUUGCAAUUCGACAUGGCUGGAAGUCCUGUUUUUGUUGGGAUAUCACACAGAGAUGAAAUUCAUUGUCUUCUAAUUAUGUCUACGCUGUCAUCGGAUGAAGUCAGUUUUUAUGAUGACUGCCAAGAAAGCGAUGUCCAAGAAACUAGCACGUCGAAAUUAUGUCAAAAGAGAAAAUUAAAUUCAACAAGAACUAAUGACAAAUCUAAAAGCUUUAGAAGAGAUACGAAACAAAAAUGUAUUACAGAAGAUACGACUUUAAGUAAUAGUUCAUCAUUAUUUCAAUUUGAGAAAAAUAGUAAUAAACGCAGCUCUUCAUUGUCAAUUGCUGCGCCUCGUAAUCAAAACCCAUCGUUAAUGACGGAGUCUAUAUCCGAUAACAGUAUUCUCUUACUGCCUGCAGUAUGUGAAGAAUCUAACAGAAUUCAUACUAAUCCUAGAAAACAAACACUUGCACUAACUAGUGCUGAGGAGGGAGUGACUGAAAUUUCAAGCAGUGGUGAUGAGGAUUGUGUUCCCGAGUCUCCCAAGCGUCAAGAAAGGGCGAACUUACGUACUAUAUUUUCUCGAUGUUUUCAGGCUACCUAUGUACCAUCGGAACCUUCAACGCAUGGCCAAAUUUUUGCUCUUGAUUCAGAUACCGAAUAAUACAAGUUCGAAUUCUGUUUUUCUAUGUUUUUGUUAUUUAUUUAUUUUUAUAUAAAAUCAUAGAUUAAUAUUCGGAAGAAAGUUUGUUGUAAAAA